Messenger RNA from Aaosphaeria arxii CBS 175.79, 770 nucleotides. RefSeq names its product HCCA isomerase/glutathione S-transferase kappa. Gene Ontology annotation, cellular component: mitochondrion; peroxisome. The record is from RefSeq and is a predicted model, not a curated record. Gene Ontology annotation, molecular function: glutathione peroxidase activity; glutathione transferase activity. Gene Ontology annotation, biological process: glutathione metabolic process. Lineage: Eukaryota; Fungi; Ascomycota; Dothideomycetes; Pleosporales. The transcript is spliced from 4 exons. The coding region runs from base 56 to 718 and encodes 220 amino acids.
CUUACCAGAGUCUUCAACCCCCUGAUCUUUCUUUCAUCAAUAACAAUAUUCAAUCAUGGGAAAUUCAAAGAUCACGCUCUACCUUGACGUCGUAAGCCCUUUCGCUUACAUAGGGUUCUAUGCAUUGCAGAAUCUCGCAAUCUUCAAGGAUUGCGAUAUAACGUAUGUACCCAUAUUCUUGGGUGGUUUGAUGAAAGCAUGCGGAAACACCCCACCGAUCAUGGUUAAAAACAAGGGCAAAUGGAUCAACCUUGAGCGUAAACGCUGGGCGAAAUACUUCAAUGUCCCAAUGUCCGAUAGGGCUCCCCCUGGCUUUCCCAUCAACACUCUGCCGAUCCAGCGGGUGCUUGUCUCGCUUUCUUUGUCCCAUCCUGAACUCAUUCCUAAGGCUUUCGAUGCGUUCUACAAGGAUUUCUGGGUCCAGUGGAAGGAGCCGCACAAGCCUGAGAAUAUAUUCAAAUUAGUGGCCGAGAUCGUAGGCUCCGAGGAAGAGGCCAAGAAUGUGAUUGACGGAUGUGGAAGUGACGAAGUGAAGAGGAAGGUCAUGGAGAAUACGGAUCAAGCUUUCAAGGAUGGCGCGUUUGGAUUGCCGUGGUUUGUGGCUACCAAUUCGAAGGGAGAGACCGAGUCAUUCUGGGGAAUCGAUCAUUUGGGACAAUUGAUUGAUCAUCUCGGACUACAGAGGCCUAACGAUGGAGCUUUCAGGGCUCUUCUAUAGAUUUAAUUGUAUUACAUUAUGUAACAUAUACCCUGUUGCACGAAGUAUAGUU